Molecule: messenger RNA, 4169 nt
Organism: Artibeus jamaicensis (Jamaican fruit-eating bat)
Lineage: Eukaryota; Metazoa; Chordata; Mammalia; Chiroptera; Phyllostomidae
Gene: PIK3CD
Product: phosphatidylinositol-4,5-bisphosphate 3-kinase catalytic subunit delta
Exons: 24
Coding region: 318-3452 (1044 amino acids)
Biological process (GO): phosphatidylinositol 3-kinase/protein kinase B signal transduction; cell migration; phosphatidylinositol-3-phosphate biosynthetic process
Cellular component (GO): cytoplasm; plasma membrane; phosphatidylinositol 3-kinase complex
Molecular function (GO): 1-phosphatidylinositol-3-kinase activity; 1-phosphatidylinositol-4-phosphate 3-kinase activity
Source: RefSeq, a predicted model, not a curated record
CCCCGCUAGCCGGCUCCGCGCCGCGGGCCUGCCCUCAGGCCCCCGCGGGCUCCGCGCCGCCGCCCCGAGACUCGCGUCCUCCCGCCGCUCCGGGGCCGUCCCGCCGUGUCCCCUGGGCAACCGUCUCCAGGGAGACCGGGCCCCGCCCCCGGCACCGACACCCGACAGAUAAGGAGCUCUCAGAGUCAAGCAAGGGCGGAAUGACGCUCAGUGAUUCCAAAGCAUCUUUAAUCUGCCAGGUGGUGUGGCCUUUGCUGCUGGUCUUUCCUGGAACAUUCCAGAGAGGACAACCGGUGUCCGAGAAGUGAAAAAGCAGGAUGCCCCCGGGGGUGGACUGCCCCAUGGAAUUCUGGACCAGCGAGGAGAAUCAGAACGUGGCGGUGGACUUCCUGCUCCCCACGGGGGUCUAUCUGAACUUCUCCGUGUCCCGAAAUGCCAACCUCAGCACCAUCAAGAAGGCGCUGUGGCACCGCGCCCAGUAUGAGCCGCUCUUCCACAUGCUCAGCGGCCCCGAGGCCUACGUGUUUACCUGCGUCAACCAGACCGCGGAGCAGCAGGAGCUGGAGGACGAGCAGCGGCGGCUCUGUGAUAUCCAGCCCUUCCUGCCGGUCCUGCGCCUGGUGGCCCGAGAGGGCGACAGGGUGAAGAAACUCAUCAACUCGCAGAUCAGCCUCCUCAUUGGCAAAGGCCUGCACGAGUUUGACUCCUUGUGCGACCCGGAAGUGAAUGACUUUCGAGCCAAGAUGCGCCAGUUCUGCGAGGAGGCGGCCGCCCGGCGGCAGCAGCUGGGCUGGGAGGCCUGGUUGCAGUACUGCUUCCCCCUGCAGCUGGAGCCAUCGGCUCGGACCUGGGGGGCAGGCACCCUGCGGGUCCCCAACCGGGCCCUCCUGGUCAACGUCAAGUUCGAGGGCAGUGAGGAAAGCUUCACCUUCCAGGUGUCUACCAAGGACGUGCCCUUGGCCCUGAUGGCCUGUGCCCUCCGGAAGAAGGCCACGGUGUUCCGGCAGCCGCUGGUGGAGCAGCCCGAGGACUACACCCUGCAGGUGAACGGGAAGCAUGAGUACCUGUACGGCAGCUACCCCCUCUGCCAGUUCCAGUACAUCUGCAGCUGCCUGCACAGCGGGCUGACCCCUCACCUGACCAUGGUGCACUCCUCCUCCAUCCUGGCCAUGCGGGACGAGCAGAGCAACCCUGCCCCCCAAGUCCAGAAGCCCCGCACCAAACCGCCCCCCAUUCCCAUGAAAAAGCCCUCCUCUGUGUCCCUGUGGUCCCUGGAGCAGCCCUUCUGCAUCGAGCUGAUUCAGGGCAGCAAAGUGAACGCCGACGAGAGGAUGAAGCUGGUGGUGCAGGCUGGGCUUUUUCACGGCAAUGAGACGCUGUGCAAGACAGUGUCCAGCUCGGAGGUGAGCGUGUGCUCAGAGCCCGUGUGGAAGCAGCGCCUGGAGUUUGACAUCAACGUCUGCGACCUGCCGCGCAUGGCCCGCCUCUGCUUUGCACUGUACGCCGUGAUCGAGAAGGCCAAGAAGGCUCGCUCCACCAAGAAGAAGUCCAAGAAGGCGGACUGCCCCAUCGCCUGGGCCAACCUCACCCUGUUUGACUACAAGGACCAGCUCAAGACUGGCGAGUACUGCCUCUACAUGUGGCCCUCCGUCCCAGACGAGAAAGGGGAGCUGCUGAACCCCACAGGGACCGUGUGCAGCAACCCCAACACCGAGAGCGCCGCUGCCCUGGUCAUCUGUCUUCCAGAGGUGGCUCCCUACCCCGUGUACUACCCUGCCCUGGAUAAGAUCCUGGAGCUGGGGCGGCACGGGGAACACGGGCGCUUCACCGAGGAGGAGCAGCUGCAGCUUCGGGAGAUCCUGGAGCGGCGUGGGUCUGGGGAACUGUAUGAGCACGAGAAGGACCUGGUGUGGAAGAUGCGCCACGAGGUCCAGGAGCACUUUCCCGAGGCGCUGGCCCGGCUGCUGCUGGUCACCAAGUGGAACAAGCACGAGGACGUGGCCCAGAUGCUCUACCUGCUGUGCUCCUGGCCGGAGCUGCCUGUGCUGAGCGCCCUGGAGCUGCUGGACUCCAGCUUCCCCGACCGGCAUGUGGGCUCCUUUGCCAUCAAGUCCCUGCGGAAACUGACGGACGACGAGCUUUUCCAGUACCUGCUGCAGCUGGUGCAGGUGCUCAAGUACGAGUCCUACCUCGAUUGCGAGCUGACCAAGUUCCUGCUGGACCGGGCCCUGGCCAACCGCAAGAUCGGCCACUUCCUCUUCUGGCACCUCCGCUCCGAGAUGCACGUGCCGUCGGUGGCCCUGCGCUUUGGCCUCAUCAUGGAGGCCUACUGCAGGGGAAGCACCCACCACAUGAGGGUGCUGAUGAAGCAGGGGGAAGCGCUGAGCAAGCUGAAGGCCCUGAACGACUUUGUCAAAGUGAGCUCCCAGAAGACCCCCAAGCCCCAGGCCAAGGAGCUGAUGCACCUGUGCAUGCGGCAGGAGACCUACCUGGAGGCCCUCUCCCACCUGCAGUCCCCGCUGGACCCCAGCAUCCUGCUGGCUGAAGUCUGCGUGGAGCAGUGCACCUUCAUGGACUCCAAGAUGAAGCCGCUGUGGGUCAUGUACUGCAACGAGGAGGCGGGCAGCAACGGCAGCGUGGGCAUCAUGUUUAAGAACGGGGACGACCUCCGCCAGGACAUGCUGACCCUGCAGAUGAUCCAGCUCAUGGACAUCCUGUGGAAGCAGGAGGGGUUGGACCUGAGGAUGACCCCUUACGGCUGCCUGUCCACCGGGGACCGCACGGGCCUCAUUGAGGUGGUGCUGCACUCUGACACCAUCGCCAACAUCCAGCUGAACAAGAGCAACAUGGCAGCCACGGCCGCUUUCAACAAGGAUGCUCUUCUCAACUGGCUCAAGUCCAAGAACCCCGGGGAGGCCCUGGACAGAGCCAUUGAGGAGUUCACUCUGUCCUGCGCCGGCUACUGCGUGGCCACGUACGUGCUGGGAAUCGGCGAUCGGCACAGCGACAACAUCAUGAUCCGCGAAAACGGGCAGCUGUUCCACAUUGACUUUGGCCACUUUCUGGGGAACUUCAAGACUAAGUUUGGAAUCAACCGUGAGCGAGUCCCGUUCAUCCUCACCUAUGACUUUGUCCACGUGAUUCAGCAGGGGAAGACUAAUAAUAGUGAGAAAUUUGAAAGGUUCCGCGGCUACUGCGAGAGAGCCUACACCAUCCUGAGACGCCACGGGCCGCUCUUCCUGCACCUCUUCGCCCUGAUGCGCGCUGCCGGCCUGCCCGAGCUCAGCUGCUCCAAAGACAUCCAGUACCUCAAGGACUCGCUGGCGCUGGGGAAGACGGAGGAGGAGGCGCUGAAGCACUUCCGCGUGAAGUUCAACGAAGCCCUCCGCGAGAGCUGGAAGACCAAAGUGAACUGGCUGGCCCACAACGUGUCCAAAGACAACAGGCAGUAGCAGCGCCUCCUCGCGGCACCGGAGCCCGCCCCGCGCGCCCCGGGCCGGACGCGAGCAGACCGUCGGCUUUGGGAACCGGGCUCCGCGAGCCCAAGCUGCACCCGAAGGGAAAGAACUCUCACAGCCGCCUUUUGUUUACACUGGUUAUUUAUUAAUGACUUGAAAUGUUUCAGGAACUAAAUAGCCAUAAACGGAAAUGCAUCCUUUGUGCAGGGGAGGGACGCUGUCGUCAGUGCCCCCAUCAGAGCCCUGGGCUUGAGUGAGGAGACACUGUAAGUGGGGUCCCCGGAGACCACCCGGUAGAGGGUCGUAACGCGGCUCCCCCAGCGGGUGAAUGCAGACUCGGAAGACUCAUCCCUACCGGGGAGCCGCCUUCUUCCCAGGGCUCCCGGGGCUGCACGGGGCUCGGGCCAAGUCGGUUACCUGGUGCCUGCUGUGCAGACGCAGCGCCCACGUCUCUGUUCACCCCUCCACCUACACGCUCUCUGUGGACUGAGUUCUCUGCCCUCUCGAUUCAGGGAUGCUUGCUUUUCCACUUUUUAAGUGACUCUUGGGUACGGGAAUUCUCAUCUCUCUGCUGUAAAGUGAUUUUGUUUGCGGGUAAGAAACAACGUAUCCAAACAUUGAACCUCUAUGGCUGGAGAGAACAGCCUCAGCUCGGUAAACUAUGAUAACACAUGCUGGUCCUCAAGACGUAUUAAAAAAAUCUGAGCUUGA